This is a messenger RNA of Orbicella faveolata, 1967 nucleotides long. RefSeq lists its product as uncharacterized. The record is from RefSeq and is a predicted model, not a curated record. Lineage: Eukaryota; Metazoa; Cnidaria; Anthozoa; Scleractinia; Merulinidae.
AUAGUUUUUUUAAAGACUAAAUGAUUUUAUUAUGAUUUCACAUGUCCUUACCUGUUCUCGCCAUGAUGUGCGAUUCUACCUUUUCUCACUUUUCCGCGGUAAGUAACAAUGUUUGUACUAGAGCAGCUGAGUGUCAAGAAACCGAAAUGUGUGUACAUUUUGAAAUUUCGAUAAAAGCUAAUAGACAACCAUGUUAAGUAAGUGCCAAUCACUUUCAUGAAUUGCCACUUUGAGUUAAGACUCGUUCGAGAUGACCUUUCUUGGUCUCAUUUUUCUUCUUUUCACUGCCAUUCGAAACUCUUGGAGCUCAGAACAGCGCCACAUACUCGGUGCACUCAAGACAGUCUCGCAUCAUAAAUUAGAAGGUCACCAAAUUAAGACCCUGAAAGGAUCUACGCUUUUAUCAUGUGCCCAGUCGUGCCUUACAGAACCCAAAUGCGUGUCCACGAACUUUGGAGUCUCUCCUGUGGAGAAUAAGCUUGUCUGCGAACUAAACGAUCACAGGGUUUCGUUGAUGUCCAAUGAUGAGUUGCUAUACGGAGAAGGAUUUGUAUUUUCCCUCUAUUCUGAGACGUUUCAAACUUCUGGCAAUGACAUGAAGAGUGGAUGUAGGCACAUAACUUGUCUCAACGAAGGCCAUUGCUAUUUUAACGAGGAUAAACAGCAGUUUCAGUGCAAAUGCAUUCUUCCAUGGAUAGGAAACAGUUGUGAGACAAAAACAGAUAUUUAUUUCCACUUUACUACUCUUGGUGCGAUCGGUAGGUUCGGGCCUAGCAACAACCUGCGGUACCAAGGCACGUCAUUGGAAGGAAUUUUGGUACAAGACGGCUUGCAAGCAUGGAACGUCCCUGUGACGGCUCAGUAUCACCUUGAAUUGUGUGGCGCUUCAGGGGCAGGACACAGCGCCUUUGAUACCAAAGGUGGUAGAGGAGCUAAGGUGCAAGGAAAUGUCCAUCUUCAGCAAGGAACAGAGUUGACAGUUUUGGUGGGACAACACGGAAAAGGAGGAGGUGGUGGCGGCGGCACAUUCAUUGUAUUUACGGUAGAUGGCAGCCCACUGGCUGUAGCCGGAGGCGGGGGCUCAGCUGAUUAUGUUGAUGGUGAUCAUGGGCAAGCCGGGUAUAGUGGUAGCGUACAUUCUGGGCAGCCAGGGAAGGGAGGAAAGGUGUGUGUAUCGAAGGCGUCCUUCGAUACCUUAUUCGGGAUUGGGGGUGGAGGAGGUCUCGUCACGGAUGGUCGCUGCUAUGCUGGUUCCAGCUGUGACAAGCCAUGCAUUGAGAAUGAUGGGGGCAAAUCGUUCAACGCAGGGGGACAAGGAGGGUACAGCACAAAAAAGAAGAGUCGAUGUGCUGGCGGAUUUGGUGGUGGUGGAAAUUGUGGGGGAGGUGGAGGAUACUCUGGUGGUGGUGUUCAAGUCAAUGGUAAGAGUCUUGCUUUUCACGCCGGAGGGGGAGGGUCAUUUGUCCCUCAUGCUAAUUGGACGGUUGUGUCUGGAGGUUGUUCCUCUGAAGACGGUUUUGCUACGUUUCAGAUAGUGGCACUGGAUUGAUGAUCAUGUGAUAUUGAUUGACAUAUAGUGUUGAUUGACAGUAACGUAACGUUAGCUAGUGAUUGUUAAGACUUUGAGACAAAUUUAGUAACCGAAUGAUACAGCCUAAAUGACGAAACUGUCUUACUCCAUCGCCGAAAUCUCAAACUGCCGCCGAUAGAUUUUUGUUUAUUUACCAAUGUUGUUCAUCAAAUGUUAUCGAAAUCAGAUAAUAGCAAGAUACUAUUUUCAACAGGACAUUGUGAUUAAAAUUAGAACCAUGUAAUACAGCGCAAUAGGCAAUGUUCAAAAGUGGUAAAGCUAAUUAAGGAAAACGGGAUUUUUUUUCUGUGAGCAAUGAAAAGCAGACGCUUUUUCAGAGUGUUUGCUUUGAUAUGUCUGAUGACUUUAAUAUUAAACAAAUCAUAAUUGAAACGCC